Molecule: messenger RNA, 1551 nt
Organism: Populus trichocarpa (black cottonwood)
Lineage: Eukaryota; Viridiplantae; Streptophyta; Magnoliopsida; Malpighiales; Salicaceae
Product: glycolate oxidase
Exons: 12
Coding region: 207-1316 (369 amino acids)
Cellular component (GO): peroxisome
Molecular function (GO): FMN binding; oxidoreductase activity
Source: RefSeq, a predicted model, not a curated record
ACCACUGUGCAUACAUAUGGUCGAGUAUCAGCCCCACCACUUUUUGUCUCCAUGCAGAUUCCUACGUAUAAUUAACCUCCUUGUUUUGCGUUCUGUUUCUUUCUCUAACUAUAAUCUCUUAUAUCUGCUUUCUCUGCAUGUAGUGCAUACUCUUGCUGCUUCUCCAAGAUUGUUUAAGUGGGAGGAUUUAACAGUUGAUUUUAAAGAUGGAGAUAACCAAUGUCACGGAGUACGAGGCCAUCGCUAAGCAGAAGUUGCCAAAGAUGGUCUAUGACUAUUAUGCUUCUGGUGCAGAGGACCAGUGGACUCUAGCAGAAAACAGAAAUGCAUUCUCAAGAAUUUUGUUUCGACCCCGUAUUCUUAUUGAUGUGAGCAAAAUAGACAUGGCCACCACUGUCUUGGGAUUCAAAAUAUCAAUGCCUAUUAUGAUUGCUCCAACUGCCAUGCAGAAAAUGGCUCAUCCUGAAGGGGAGUACGCAACAGCAAGAGCUGCAUCGGCUGCUGGGACGAUCAUGACAUUGUCCUCGUGGGCUACAUCCAGCGUUGAAGAGGUUGCAUCCACUGGACCUGGCAUCCGCUUUUUCCAGCUCUAUGUGUACAAGGACAGGAAUGUCGUUGCUCAGCUUGUCAGAAGAGCUGAAAGGGCAGGUUUCAAGGCUAUUGCUCUUACAGUUGAUACCCCAAGGUUGGGCCGCAGGGAGGCUGACAUCAAGAACAGAUUUACUCUGCCACCAUUUUUGACAUUGAAGAACUUUGAAGGUUUGGACCUUGGAAAAAUGGACAAGGCUGCUGACUCUGGACUUGCGUCGUAUGUUGCUGGUCAAAUUGAUCGUACACUGAGCUGGAAGGACGUGGAGUGGCUUCAGACAAUCACCAAACUGCCAAUUCUAGUGAAGGGUGUACUCACUGCUGAGGAUGCAAGGCUUUCAGUUCAAGCUGGAGCAGCAGGGAUUAUUGUGUCGAAUCACGGUGCUCGCCAACUCGAUUAUGUCCCUUCCACUAUUAUGGCGCUGGAAGAGGUUGUCAAGGCUGCACAAGGACGAGUUCCAGUGUUCUUGGAUGGUGGUGUAAGGCGUGGAACUGAUGUCUUCAAGGCAUUGGCGCUCGGAGCCUCUGGCAUAUUCAUUGGCCGACCAGUGGUCUUUUCACUGGCUUCUGAAGGAGAGACUGGUGUGAGAAAAGUACUUCAAAUGCUGCGUGAGGAGUUUGAACUUACUAUGGCGUUAAGUGGUUGCCGUUCCCUCAAGGAAAUCACUCGUGCCCACAUUGUAGCCGAUUGGGACCAUCCUCUCAAUCGCCUAGCUCCAAGGUUAUAGAAACAUUCCCUGGAUGUUCAGCAGCCCCAUGCCUAAUAACUUACUCUGGGAAGUUGAGAGCAUGCCUUUUUAUUUAAAGAUGUCAUUACCCUAUUGAUGGGUCUGCAAAUCUUUUGAAAAUUUCAAGCUUUUCUUAUUGAUGAUGGACGGUUACAAUCUUAUGGCUACUUUGCUGCUUCACUGUAUAUUCUUUGAUCAAACAAAAAAUAUUAUAUACUAUAGUUUUCGCCUUCAA